Molecule: messenger RNA, 3009 nt
Organism: Eublepharis macularius
Lineage: Eukaryota; Metazoa; Chordata; Lepidosauria; Squamata; Eublepharidae
Gene: PBX2
Product: PBX homeobox 2
Exons: 9
Coding region: 226-1491 (421 amino acids)
Biological process (GO): embryonic organ development; regulation of transcription by RNA polymerase II; neuron development
Cellular component (GO): nucleus
Molecular function (GO): DNA-binding transcription factor activity, RNA polymerase II-specific; RNA polymerase II cis-regulatory region sequence-specific DNA binding
Source: RefSeq, a predicted model, not a curated record
CCAGCUCCUCCUCCUCCUCCUCCAGCCCUUGUGUGGGACUCCAUUUUCCCAGCCCCAAAGUCUCCAAGGAAGGGGCCGUGGGAGCGAACAUCCAAGAUGGAAUAGGACCGAGUCUUUCUUCCACGUCGCCCUUGCGUCGCGCUCGCUGCCAACAUAGGAUAUACGUCUUUUUGUGUGUGCGUGUGUGUGCCGCGUGUGAACAAUUUGCCUGGUGCUUUGCCAAGAAUGGAUGACCAAGGGAGGCUGAUCCAAGCUCGGGGGGCAGUGGGGCUCACGGGCCACCCCCCGGUCCAAGGAGUCCAGACCAUGACCCCCCACUCUCUCCACGAGCCCCCCUCGGAUAACGGAGAGCCCCGGAAACAAGACAUCGGCGAUAUCCUCCAGCAGAUCAUGACCAUCACCGACCAAAGCUUGGACGAAGCGCAGGCAAAGAAACAUGCUCUGAAUUGCCAUCGCAUGAAACCAGCCCUAUUCACCGUACUCUGUGAAAUCAAAGAAAAAACAGGACUGAGCAUCCGAAGUUCACAGGAAGAAGAACCGGUGGACCCCCAGCUGAUGCGCCUGGACAAUAUGCUUCUUGCCGAGGGGGUGGCUGGCCCCGAGAAGGGUGGUGGUUCGGCUGCUGCCGCAGCAGCUGCGGCAGCAGCAGGAGGAGUAUCUCCGGAUAACUCAAUCGAGCACUCUGACUAUCGCAACAAGCUCUCUCAGAUCCGCCAGAUCUACCACUCGGAGCUGGAGAAGUAUGAACAGGCCUGCAACGAGUUCACAACACACGUGAUGAACCUGCUUCGGGAACAGAGCCGCACACGCCCCGUUUCGCCCAAGGAGAUCGAGCGUAUGGUCAGCAUCAUCCAUCGCAAAUUCAGCUCUAUCCAGAUGCAGCUGAAGCAGAGCACGUGUGAGGCUGUCAUGAUCCUGCGCUCCCGCUUCCUGGAUGCCAGGCGGAAGCGACGCAAUUUCAGCAAACAGGCCACAGAGGUGCUGAACGAAUACUUCUAUUCGCACCUGAGCAACCCGUAUCCCAGUGAGGAGGCCAAGGAGGAGCUUGCCAAGAAAUGCGGCAUCACAGUCUCACAGGUCUCAAACUGGUUCGGGAACAAGCGCAUCCGCUAUAAGAAGAACAUCGGCAAGUUCCAAGAGGAAGCCAAUAUUUACGCCGUGAAAACGGCUGUCAGCGCCGCGCAGAGUGGGGGCGACUCCCCCAACACCCCCUCCUCCGCGGGCUCUGGUGGAUCCUUCAACCUCUCCAGCUCCGGGGAUAUGUUCAUGGGCCUACAAGGCCUGAAUGGGGACUCCUAUCCUACAUCACAGGUGGAAUCGAUGCGUCACUCCAUGGGGCCAGGUGGCUACGGGGACAGUAUGGCUGCCAGCCAGAUGUACAGCCCACGAGAAAUGAGGGCCAACGGUGGCUGGCAAGAAGCAGCCACCCCAUCCUCCGUGACCUCCCCAACAGAAGGUCCUGGCAGCGUCCACUCCGACACCUCCAACUGAUCCUGUUCUGCCAUGCGCCUCCCCUCUCCCCCCCAGCUCACCUGUCUUGUCCCUCCUGGCUCCAGGGGAGAAGGCCAGUGCCAAGCUAGACUGGGCAGGGAAAGCCACCUCUUCUCUGCCAAGGGAAUAACUGCAUCACAGUGCCAGGAAGGGGAUGGGGAGGGAAUCCAUUGUGGCACCGCUUGGGAUUCACGGUGGCAGCACUCCAUGGGGAAGAUCGUUCAGGUGCAACCAUUGUGGCCCGGCAUGGUCACCUUUCCGUGAUCCUGAAUGGCGCCUUUUAGAAACUACGAUGCAACUCUAGAAAUGGUGACGGGGACCCAAUAUAGUCACAUCGGUGGGUGGUGGGUGGGAGGGAAGGGGAAUCCCAAAUGGCGUAUCUAGUUGGAGGGGUUGGGGAGGGGGGAGACGAGCCAGUGUGGUACCUGCAACUUGAUAGCGUCUGGUGGAGCAGUCUCAUAGGUAAUGCCUGCCUGAGGAGGACCCAAGGUGGCAUCUCAUUGCGUACUAUGGGAUGCAGUUCAAGAUGGCAACACAGCAGGGUCACUCAGUAGUAGGAUGGUCAAAAUCGUUUGCCUAAUAAGGCUUCAGUUGGCAUCUCUCCAUGACGGGAUGAUUCCAAGAUGGCAAAUUGUGGUCUCUUCAUGUCAAGAUGAAAAAAAGGAAAAACAAUCAGAGAUGUGGACCCUAUCCAGACCCAAGAUAAGAUCUCCUCCAGUGGUGGUAAUCAAAGACAUUAUCCCACAAAAGAUACUGCUUUUCCUCAGUCUUGAUGAAAGAUUUUGUGGAACCAAGGUGAUAUUUUUACCUAGGGCGAAGAAUCCAAUGUGCAUUUCUACAGGCAUCGUUUCUCGGGAGCAUCUAAGAUGGACACUGUUUGAAUGGGAAAGGGGAUGUCUCUGAGAGGUGUCGUCUUUAAAAAGAAGCUCCGUCGGGUCAAGAGAGCACUCCUCUGUUAGACAGUGGAACAGAUGGCAUCUUAUCACAGGACAGUGGUGGUGGGUUUUGAAGAUGGCAGAUCAAGGUACUGGGUAGGGGGGGAAUGUUGAUAAGCACAAAUUUCUUAUCUCCUUCUGUACUGACUGGGCUGAUAGCUUAAAAAUAAGUUAGGGGAGCAGCCAAGCGACGAAGGGAGCCAAGCUCAGUUCAAAUCUCACAUGCUGUAGCACGGCUGUGUCUUCUGUUUCCCAUUAUGGUUGAGAGUUACACUUUUUUUAGGUCUCUGAUUUCUGUUCUUCCUUCUCUUCCUCUCUUCAGUUCAGUUUACCCCGUUGCAAUAAUUUCUUAUUGUCUAGGUUCUUUCUGAAAUUUUUUUUGCCACUUCUCAUUUUUUCUAAUUUGUAAUUUCCUUUCAUUUUCUCCAUCACACUCCCAAUCUAGAGGCUUUUCUGUCUCAUCAAAUGAAGCACAAUCAGCCAAAUUCACAGACUGCAUGGUAUGCUUGGGCAGGCCCCCAUCCGCAAUAACACCAGGGCUUUUUUUCUGGGAAAAGGGGUGGUAGAACUCAGUGAUUUGCCC